UUUAUUUAUUUUAAACAUAGAUUAAUGUAGUAGGCCUGUAUUCUUGCAAGUUUUUGAAAUCCACAAUGGAAGCUAUAACUUGAAAAAAAAUUAAUAACGCAAUCGGUACGACGGAAAAAUGUCAUUGCCAUUUUGACAAAUCUAGAUUCUAUAGUCUGUCUUAACAAAUCAGUAUCUAAAAUAAACCCAUCUUAUUGGGGAUUUUGAGACACCGCGCGCACCUUCUCUUAGCUGGGAUGGGUUUUUGAUCAGAAGGGUUAACUUCCACAUCAUAAAACAAGGGUGAGUGCGAGGGCUAUUGUUAUCAAUAUCGGGAGGGUGGAAAAGCCGUCCUCAUUGUGUCUAUAUGAACACUGAGUCGAUGUCUUUUCUGUGUUAUACUCCAUAAACAAAAGUAGGGGCAGUGCAUGCUGUAACACCUGUAUGGCGUGCUUGAAAUUCUUUUACAUGAAGAAUGCAGACUGUGCGCUAUGACGUAAUGCGCUGAUGUCAUGAAUGAAGGCAAAGAUUUGAAAACGAGGCCAUGAACUUUCAAUACACGUCUCUUGACAUGUUUGUAUUGUGAUUUCAAAGAAGUGCCGCCUGCACUUCAAAGACGAGUCAAGCGACGACAAAAUCGACGACAGGAUGCAUUAUCACACAGAUAUGAUUUGAACAGAUAUCUGGGCCGGCGUUCAGGCCAAUUGUUCUCGAAGUACUGGACUGAUAUUUUGUGCGUUUAUUUUCUUGAAAAUUUAGAUGCAGUGGACGGUCUGCGAAACCAGUGAAAAGUGUUGACGGCGACAGUUCAAAGUCGGGUCGACUUUGCGAACAUUCCCAAGCGCGGAGGCAGGUGUUGGCACUUUGAAAAGAGCUGUGUGCUGCAUCGACAAAAUGACCGCCCCCACUAACCCGAUAGAGCACACACCAGAUCGUUACACAGGCGGAUGUGACCCCAGUCGACUGGAGAUUGGAUUCUUGAUGCUGUGAAUUUGGUUUUUAGUUUUAGUACGUUUCGGCAGUUUGAAAUAUUUGUUGUGUUGUGUUAUAAUUAUCUUACAGAGUUACAGUUACAGCCGGACGAAGAUUUUUUCAAACAUCUCUGGAUAGUAGGCCCUACAGAGUUAGAUCUAGAAUCUAUAUUUACACAAAGUGAUUAUUCUGAUCUGAAUGGAAUGUCAAGUAGUACACCAAAAUAACUGACUGAAUACUGAAGCGAUUUCUUCCCUUUGAGUUUGAGCAUUCAGAUUUUACCCAAAAGACUGUGAAAAUGGCAUCAAGCUCAGUGAGCCAAGAGAGCUUGGACAUGGAUGAUUUUGACAAUACAGCUCGUCGAAAUCGAAUUCGAGUUCAUAGAGGUCACAGUGGGCGUGGUUCUCUUCCGUACCGAACACUGCCAGAUCGGGGUGAUGGUGUUGAUCAAGACAGAGAAGGUCGAGGAGGAGACCACCACAACGGAGACGUGGGAGAUGGGGGAGGAGGGGGUCUUGGUUUGUCAUCACAUAGUCACCUCCCGGGUGAUCAUGAAUCUCCGACUAGAGGAGCAGCAGCUCGACUAAAGGACAAACGAAGCAGAGCUAACCACAUGAAGGGAAAACUGCCAAAAGACAAACGCAAAUUGAGAGAGAAGAGAAGAAGCACUGGUGUUGUUCACUGCAUGCCGUCUACUGAGAGUACCGGUGACUCUCUUGAUGAUGAAGAUGAUGAUGAGGAUGUAAGUCAUGACACGAAAAGAAACACAACAUUCAAUGAAGGAGGCAGCGCUGGUCACCAUCAUCACCAGACUUUGUAUGAGAGCCCGUCUGACCUUGAGGCAGACUUGGAAGACAACCAGGACUACGACAGCACGGUCAGCCACUCGGAGACCAACCUCACAUUGAUUGGUCGAUCGGAAUCCUCGGACAUGUCUCAGAACCUGCCCAACCGGCCGCUGUGUGCCGCUGGCACGGGCCUGGGUCGCUUCGGUGGGGGUGUGGGCAUCACCUCAAAGUUCUCCCCGGAAUCAAACCGGGCAGCAUUCAAGUUCAACCCCAGCAACAUGUCCAGUGACGCUGAUUCCCCCCGCACCAACACCCCCUCCACCUCCUCCUCCUCCUCGAUUCUGUCUCGAUACCGUGAAAUGGACUCCCCGCACACGACCACAUCCAGCGCCAACAACAACAACAACACCAGCACCAGCAGCGGACCCCCGGACCCUGACUCCCCACGCCGUUUCAACAACAACAGCAACAACAACAACAACAACAGCAGCAGCAUUGGUGGAGGCUCGGCAGGCUCAACUUCUUCCUCCUCCACCCUCUCCUCGCAGAUCCAGCCCCGCCCCGUGGGCUUCUCCGUGUUCCGAGACAGAGACAGUACGACCGCGACGUCCGCUGGGGGCGGGGUUCUCGGCAGCUCCUCGUCCAGGGGAGAUAAACCACCGUACUCCAGCUCGCUCGUGGGCUCGAGGUUCGGCCGGGACCGUGACGGGGGAGCGAGUGGUGCCGCAGGGGCGGGCUCGGCACAUUCUCGCCUGGCAAGCUACCAGUCUCCGCGGCCUUUUGUGUCGAUGUCGUCUUCUUCAGCAGCUAUGAACCAGCAACAGACGGAGACCAUCUCACAGCUGGAGAAGCAACUGGAUAAAGAAAAAGAGGAAAACAAAAGAUUGCAACAGCAACUGGAGGAGAAAGACAAAAAGAUUGCUGAGCUGGAAAAGGCUAUUGAGCUGCUGAACACUGAAUGCGACGGUCUUGACGAAGACAACUUGAAGCUUCAAGAGGAGAACAAAGCGCUGAUCAGGGCCAUGUCGAAGCUCACCACAAACGUCUAGGGGGACUGGAGACCUCUGGCUGAGAACUGCACCGGAAUAAUUCAGAACAUCGGAGCAUUAUAGAUAUAUGGUGUUGUAUUCAAAUUUGGACUCAAUGUUGUUGUCAAACUUGGAACUACAGUUGAAAUUGUCCAAGGCAGCCAUCCCAGGAGAAAAGUGGUUGUCUUAGACAAGUGGACAUCUUGAACAGUGUCAUUAUAAUAUUUUUAAAACGCAAGGGGGGGAGGGAGAAGUGGUUGUUUGUAGGGGUGAUUGUCCUGGGCAGGUGGUCGUUUGAGCAUGGUCGACUGUAGUUAUAUGCGUUGCGCGUAGAUAGCAUAGCCGAUGUCUCGUUCUGUACCAAGAAUGUUUACAAGUCUGUGGUGAACGUAACCGUAGCGGGAGCCAACCAUAGAUUAUACCAUCUGUCCUACGUCUCUCUUAUUUCUACUUGUUACAUUGAUGUUCACGAUACCUUUUCUUUUACAUUUUGCCUCACGGAGUCUGCCCAAAGAGCGGAGAUUCCAGCGACUCCUGGAUAGUGACACAAAGCUAGGUGAAAUUGAAAGUGAUAGUGCAUUGUCUUUUUCACCAUCUAGCCUUCACAUCGAAGGCUCACGAAAUUUCAUAAUGAUUCUAUAUUCAGUUUGGUUAACCAUUGCCAUGUGGGGUGCAGUGUAAAGGUUGGCAGACUGUUAGGCUCUCAAUUAGAGCAUUCGCGUACUUUGUGUAAAUCCCAUUGAUUGAAUAAAUGACUCUCACAGUGUGGGAAGGAAAGGUGUACGGCCGCAGUAAUGUGGAAACAUGCUGUUUGACUUGUAGAGCCUUAUAAAGCUAGAGACGAGGUGAUUACAUAUUAACAUUGAUUGUCAUGACCCGUGGCAAUUUUGUAUCAAAUUACUUUCCUUGGGUAGUGUGGGUUAUUCAUCAAGUGGGUUAUUCUUGAGGAAAAGAAUACCUGGUUUCUUUUUUUCUUUUCUUUUUUGUUUUAGUGAGAGCUUUACGGCGCUUGCAACACAUUUAGGUCAUAAAAUGCUGAAGAUUAGAG
This is a messenger RNA of Aplysia californica (California sea hare), 3815 nucleotides long. RefSeq names its product myosin-G heavy chain. Gene Ontology annotation, biological process: apoptotic process; positive regulation of apoptotic process. Gene Ontology annotation, cellular component: cytoplasm. The record is from RefSeq and is a predicted model, not a curated record. NCBI's taxonomy places the organism in Eukaryota, Metazoa, Mollusca, Gastropoda, Aplysiida, Aplysiidae.